Messenger RNA from Neogale vison (American mink), 870 nucleotides. RefSeq lists its product as uncharacterized. The transcript is spliced from 9 exons. The coding region runs from base 28 to 720 and encodes 230 amino acids. NCBI's taxonomy places the organism in Eukaryota, Metazoa, Chordata, Mammalia, Carnivora, Mustelidae. The record is from RefSeq and is a predicted model, not a curated record.
UUGAACCUGCUAAAGAAGAAAUUGGAUAUGGUGGUGGAGUUCUCUGAAAACCGAAAACUGACUGCAGAAGAGAAGCUAGAAGAGACACUGUAUAAAUUGAAUGCAACUAAGAAUGAGCUGUUAGCUGCCGAUAAAUAUCUGAAAGUAACUGAAGAAGAAAUGGAGAAGUACAAACAAGAAGUGGAAGAAAUGCGAGAAGAGCUGCAGGAGUCUAACCUCACCUUCAACCACAAGAUGAAGGCUCAGUAUUGGGAAACAAGGAUGAUGCAGCAGAGCAGGGAGAACGCCUACCUGAAAUACAGAUUGCGCAUGAUGAAAGGGGAGAUGCUGCCUGUGGGAUCCAUGAGGCAUGAACUGAUGCCCGGAAGGCCUGAGUUGCAGAAGCCUGUGUGGCAAGCAUCUAGACUGGUUCCCAGGAUGAACAGCAGCACUAGCCCUCAAAGGGACCCAGAGAUGCAUAUGGUCGGUAGAGGUGUGAGAGAGUUCCCUCAUUGCCCAGGGCUCCUCCGUAUGCCCUACCACAUGGGGUGGAAUGUACCAGACUUCACUCCUCCUCAUCCACCUCCACAGUGGUGGACAUGGGGGCCUCGGCCACACCUCAUUCCUCCACCACAUGGCCUCCAGUCCCAAUCAGAAGCCUGUGGAGCUCAAGGCCACAAUAGCAGCACUGUGCCCGAGAAGGUCCCAGAGAAGAACCAAGGUAAUCAUUUUGUAAUCUGAAGACUUCCUUGACCUCCAACAACCAGGCUCCAGUGAGUUUCUACUCAAGAUAUGAAUGUUUCUGCCUGGCGGUCUGAAUGCUUUCCCUGCCCAUCCUGUCCCCUGUGCUUUGUCUCUCCUGGUAUAUCCCCAAUAAACUGUUCAUGGUUC